This is a messenger RNA of Cyprinus carpio (common carp), 3293 nucleotides long. RefSeq names its product chloride channel protein 1-like. Gene Ontology annotation, molecular function: voltage-gated chloride channel activity. The transcript is spliced from 23 exons. The record is from RefSeq and is a predicted model, not a curated record. Lineage: Eukaryota; Metazoa; Chordata; Actinopteri; Cypriniformes; Cyprinidae. Gene Ontology annotation, biological process: chloride transport; transmembrane transport. The coding region runs from base 111 to 2969 and encodes 952 amino acids. Gene Ontology annotation, cellular component: membrane.
UGUGUGUAACUGAAUAAAUGGGUAAGAGUCGGUGAGUGUAUGUGUUUCAUAUGCUGUAACACAGGAGUGAGACUGUGUGUGUUUAUUUUUGGCUCAGUGCGAGCGUGUCGAUGGCUGCCGAUGCGUCGCAAAGGAAAGCUCUGAGAUACCAGCAAACCCUGCUGUAUGGGGAAUAUCGGGAGCAGCUGGGUAAUAUUGCCAGACGGGAGGCCACACGUCUGUUGACUGAAAGGCAAUGGAAGAGGCAUGCCGGCAAUGCCAAGGCAACCAGGAGAGGCCAUGGCCGAGCACAUCAUGUCAGCCUGGAUGCGGGGCCCAUGACACCAGGUUUAAGCCCGUCCUCCUCUAUAAAGAAGCCACGUCCCUAUUCCAAAUGCCAGGACUGCCUGGCCCGGAUCCAGAGGUAUAUUGUGACAAAGUUGGGCGAGGACUGGAUCUUCCUGGUUCUUCUAGGUCUCACUAUGGCUCUGGUUAGCUGGAGCAUGGACUAUGCCAGUGCCAAGAGCCUACAAGCAUAUAAGUGGAUGUACGGAGAGCUGAAGGGGAAUGUGGCUCUGCAGUAUCUGGCCUGGGUCUCAUAUCCCAUCAUCCUCGUCGUGUUUGCAUCCCUCUUCUGUCAUCUGGUCUCUCCACAAGCUAUAGGCUCGGGGAUCCCUGAACUCAAGACCAUCCUCAGAGGUGUGGUGUUAAAGGAGUAUCUGACGCUCAAGGCGUUUGUGGCUAAAGUCAUCGGUCUUACAGCUGGGCUGGGCAGUGGUAUGCCCAUCGGGAAGGAGGGUCCUUUUGUGCAUAUUGCCAGUAUAUGUGCGGCAGUGCUGAGCAGGAUCAUGUCCAUCUUCACCGGUGUGUAUGAGAACCCCUAUGGUUACACAGACAUACUGACAGUAGGAUGUGCUGUUGGGGUGGGCUGCUGUUUUGGGACUCCCCUUGGAGGUGUGUUGUUCAGUAUUGAGGUCACGUCAACAUAUUUUGCUGUGAGGAAUUACUGGAGAGGAUAUUUCGCUGCCACAUUCAGUGCCUUCAUAUUCCGAGUACUGUCAGUGUGGAACAAAGAUUCUGUUACGAUAACAGCGCUGUUUCGUACAAACUUUCGUAUGGAUUUCCCCUUUGACCUUCAAGAACUGCCAGCUUUUGCCAUAAUCGGGAUCUCAUGUGGGUUUCUAGGGGCAUUCUUUGUCUAUCUGAACAGACAAGUUGUUCUGAUCAUGAGGAGACCAACGGCGCUUACACGAUUUCUCACAAAACACCGGUUGAUUUACCCUGGUGCAGUGACACUAAUUAUAGCCUCCUUCACAUUUCCUCCGGGCUUUGGCCAGUUCAUGGCUGGAGAGCUGAUGCCCAGAGAGUGCAUUAAUUCACUGUUUGAUAACUUCACGUGGACAAAGAUCUGGGGUUCACCAGCUCCACCUGGAUUGGGUCGCUCUGCUGCCUGGCUCCAUCCACAAGUCAGCGUCUUCGUCAUCCUUCUCCUCUUCUUCGUCAUGAAGUUCUGGAUGUCUGCUGUUUCUACUACAAUGCCGGUCCCUUCUGGAGCCUUCAUGCCUGUUUUUAUAUUGGGAGCAGCAUUCGGCCGUUUGGUGGGUGAGAUCAUGGCCACGCUGUUUCCGAACGGAAUUCUGUUUGAUGGGAUUGUGUACCAAAUCCUGCCUGGAGGCUAUGCAGUGAUAGGGGCAGCAGCCAUGACAGGAGCCGUCACACACACAGUUUCAACAGCAGUCAUCUGUUUUGAACUGACUGGUCAAAUCUCACACAUCCUGCCCAUGAUGGUGGCCGUGAUUCUCGCCAACAUGGUGGCACAGUGUCUACAGCCUUCUCUUUAUGACUCCAUUAUUCAAGUCAAAAAGCUGCCUUAUCUUCCAGAGCUCAGCUUUGGCCACAUCAGUAAAUAUAAUAUCUUUGUGGAGGACAUCAUGGUGAAGAAAAUAAAGUUUCUGUCACCUCAGUCCACUUACAGAGAGCUGAAAGAUCUCCUGGAGUCCACGUCUCUCAAAACCAUCCCGCUUGUUGACUCCAAAGAGUCAAUGAUUCUAUUGGGCUCCAUUGAGAGAUGUGAACUUCAGGCCGCCUUGGAUUGGUGCCUCUCAGCCGAGAGGCGGGUUUAUAUCCGAUGUGAGGGCGUGUCCAGCCCGGGGUCACAGGUCAACUGGGAGUCCUUCGCCUUUGUGGAUGAGGAGGUUGGAGAGGAGAAUGGAGACAAGGGUAACACCGUCUCUGAAGAGUGUAACGGCCCACUGGGGUCCACCAAAACCACAGACGUCUCCUCUAAUCACACCACAUCUGGUGCCCUACAGUCUAUGAGGAGGACUCUUCGUCGUCUUUUCUCCUCAUCUUCCUCAUCAGGGCAGACUGAGCCGGAGAGCCCUGCAGCUCCUCCUGUAGUUGAUAACAUGACUUCUGAAGAGAUCAAGGCAUGGGAAGAGGAAGAGCUGGAUAAGCCCAUUGACAUUGAUCAGAUCCGUGUUGACCCUUCACCUUUUCAGCUGGUGGAGAGAACAUCUUUGCAUAAGACUCACACCCUGUUCUCUCUGCUGGGUCUCAGUCAUGCGUAUGUAACUAGUAUUGGUAAACUGGUUGGGGUGGUCGCACUAAAAGAGCUCCAGAAAGCAAUCGAGGGUUCGACUCGUAGCGGAGUGCGACUGCGUCCUCCUCUGGCCAGUUUCAGAGACGCGAGACGCAAGGCCAAAAAGCCUUCUCAUUCCCCUUCCGUCCCAUCCUCUCCCACACGGGACAGAGAGCUGUGGAGCGAGGGAGUGAAAAGAGAAACUAAAGAUGAGUCCGCUGAUAGUUGUAUCCAGACAGACGUCAAAGAGUGUGAUAUAGCCACAGGCAACAGCAGCAGAAGUACCGUCAGCACCUCUCAGGAGCAUCUGCCUUCCCCUUCUUCUUCCACAGCCCCUCUCUCCUCUCGUCAUUCUGUGCCUGAAGGAGAGGUGGAUGCUGAUAGAGAGAGUGAUGAGGAGCCUUUAUAGGCCUAUUGUUUGUCAUUUUCUCAAAUUCAGCCCUCCAGGGGGAGGCAAACCAUAUUAUGGUGCCGACUUUGGGCCCAGCACGAGAGCUGCACCUUCAGACUUGUUGAUUGAUUUUCUACUCUCUACUCUACUUUACAGAACUCUCUAUACUCUUUCUUUCUAGAUGUUUUUUUCACUUGUUGUCUAUUCAUUUGUACAUAAGGACAGGUGGUCUGACAUCUCACUGAAUGUCUUCUUUGCUAGUCGAUCCCCGUGUUUGUCUGCUGUACCUGAUAUUAUAUCUGUAAAAAUGUUUGUAAAAAUGAAAGAUUUGUUAACAAGCUA